AUGGUUGUUCUCAGGGAAUGUCUCAAAUGCACUGCCUUUAGAUGGUCGGGCAACUAUUUUGCGCAAAUCAGGGGUCUUGCUAUGGGACAACGGUUGGCGCCAACGCUCGCCACUGCUUUCAUGGCUAAAAUUGAGGCACCGAUUUGGGAAACACGACCUUUGCUUUAUUGCCGAUAUAUCGACGACUGUUUCCUUGUCUGUUCGUCUCAAGCAGAGAUGAACAACUAUUUCAAGAUUUUAAAUGAGCAGUCGGAGUAUAUAAAGUUCACUCUGGAGAAGCCCAAAGGAGAAUGGUUACCCUUUCUCAACGUCUAA
Messenger RNA from Necator americanus (New World hookworm), 315 nucleotides. RefSeq lists its product as uncharacterized. The coding region runs from base 1 to 315 and encodes 104 amino acids. The record is from RefSeq and is a predicted model, not a curated record. The transcript has a single exon. Lineage: Eukaryota; Metazoa; Nematoda; Chromadorea; Rhabditida; Ancylostomatidae.